Lactuca saligna is the source of this 1272-nucleotide messenger RNA. NCBI's taxonomy places the organism in Eukaryota, Viridiplantae, Streptophyta, Magnoliopsida, Asterales, Asteraceae. The record is from the annotation of a GenBank genome assembly.
AUGCUCAAGCAGAUUCUCAGUAAAGUUUCCCGGAAACAGUCCAAAUCGUCCAAAAAUCAAGAAUCGUUAAGCAACCUAACCCCAAAUUCAACCUCUUCUAGCUCAAAGAGAAGCGAUUUAGGAAGCGGGAAUUCAAGAAAGCUUGUAAACGCCGAUAUUUCCUCACCUCUGGAUUCCAAAUUCAAUCCAGGCGAGAAGAAUUUCCGCAAUGGUAACCCUGUAAGUGUUUCUUACGAAGCUCUACCAAGUUUCAGAGACGUUUCAAGCAAUGAAAAACAGAACUUAUUCAUAAAAAAAGUCGCCAUGUGUUCUGUAAUCUUUGAUUUCACCGACCCCACAAAAAACCUCAAAGAAAAAGAAAUCAAAAGACAAACUUUACUAGAAUUAGUCGAUUUUGUUGCUUCUAGCAACGUUAAAUUCACAGAAUCAGUCAUGCAAGAGUUUGUGAAAAUGGUAUCUGCAAAUUUAUUUCGUGAACUCACUCCACAACCCCGUGAUUGCAAAAUCUUGGAAUCAUAUGAUCUCGAAGAAGAAGAACCAUGUAUGGAUCCCUCAUGGCCUCAUUUACAAAUCGUAUAUGAACUUCUACUAAGAUUCAUAGCCUCCCCAGAAGCCGAUGCCAAAAUUGCAAAAAAAUACAUCGAUCAUUACUUUGUUCUUAAAUUGUUAGACAUGUUCGACUCUGAAGAUCCAAGAGAACGUGAGUACUUAAAGACAAUUCUUCAUAGGGUUUAUGGUAAAUUCAUGGUUCAUCGUCCUUUUAUAAGGAAAUCUAUCAACAAUAUCUUUUAUAGAUUUGUGUUAGAAACCGAAAAGCAUAAUGGGAUUGCAGAACUUUUGGAGAUUUUAGGGAGUAUUAUCAAUGGGUUUGCUUUGCCAUUGAAGGAAGAACAUAAGUUGUUUCUUUCAAGGGCUUUGAUUCCAUUGCAUAAACCGAAAUGUUUGGCCAUGUAUCAUCAACAAUUAUCAUAUUGUAUUACUCAAUUUGUUGAGAAAGAUUGUAAAUUGGCUGAUAUGGUGAUUAGGGGUUUGUUGAAAUAUUGGCCUGUUACAAAUAGUUCAAAGGAGAUUAUGUUUUUGGGUGAAUUGGAAGAGGUUCUUGAAGCUACACAACAACCCGAAUUUCAUCGGUGUAUGGUGCUUUUGUUUAAACAAAUUGCUCGUUGCUUGAAUAGUUUGCAUUUUCAGGUGGCAGAAAGAGUUCUAUUCUUCUGGAACAAUGAUCACAUUGAGAAUCUAAUCAGACAAAAUCGGAAAGAAAAUCUUCUUUGA